AUGGUCAUCACAAAGCUCCUUCUAUGUCUCCUCAUGGCCACCCUCAGUCUCGUUGCACCAGUAAAUUCAACCACACCCAGACGGGCCAUGAUCAUCAACUCAAAUUCUACUAUUGCUCAAUUCCUCAACACGCACAACGCAGUGAGGGCGAAACACAACGUCCCUCCUCUCCAGUGGAGCACGAAGCUAGCCAACUACGCCAAAUGGUACGCGAACCAGCGGAGAGGGGACUGUGCACUGGUUCACUCUGACAGCGACUUGGGUGAGAACAUUUUCUGGGGGCAGGGGAACCGGUGGAAGCCAUCAGAUGCAGUCGCGGCGUGGGCGGCACAAGAAGCAUACUAUGACUACAAAAAUAAUAAGUGCAUGCCAAAUAAAGAGUGCUUGCAUUAUACACAGGUUGUGUGGAGGAGCACAAGGGAUGUUGGGUGUGCUAAGAUCAAAUGCAGAAGUGGUGAUACAUAUGUAGUCUGUGAGUACUAUCCUCAUGGCAAUGUUAUUGGGGAGAGACCAUACUGA
Molecule: messenger RNA, 519 nt
Organism: Cornus florida
Lineage: Eukaryota; Viridiplantae; Streptophyta; Magnoliopsida; Cornales; Cornaceae
Product: pathogenesis-related protein PR-1-like
Exons: 1
Coding region: 1-519 (172 amino acids)
Source: RefSeq, a predicted model, not a curated record